CUCCCAGAAAUUUCCAGAGCAACAGAGAAAAUACGAAUAGAGUAGCCUGAUAUUCUUCUUUUAAUGUGCUUGACAUCUAAUGACAGAAUGAGAAAGAACAUAGAAGUCUUAUUUUUAUUUUUUUGCCUAAUUGUGUUUCAGUGUAAUGCAGAAGACAAAUCUCCAUCAAGUCACUUUGAAUCUGCACUGGAGGGAACGGAAAUUUCUAUGGGACAUCACGACCCUAAAGAUAAGGGUCUCCCAAAAUCAGUGGGCGAGAAUCAACCAAUAAAACAAACUGAAGAUGAAACAGAGAUGACAGGAAACGGCAACAAAAGAAAGGAUGAGGAAGAUGAGGAAGAGGAGAGUGUGGAGGAGGAAAAAGAACAAAGUGACCCUGUUACAACUGAGAUCCCUGCAACAACAAACACUGCUCCAGAUGAUACCUACACUUACUUCUUGUCGAGACUUGCAGAUAUGGAUGCAGCAAUCCAUCGCCUGAAUGUAGCAUACUACACUUUGGAUGUUAAGAUGUCUCAGCUGUCAAAUAAGGUGUCCAAUGUGGAAUCCAAAACUGGAGGAAUGGAACAGAAGAUAGAGGAGAUUUUUCACAUCAGUAAAGAGAAUCAGAAGGAGAUUGGACGAAUUGAAGGCUGCCAAAAAGGCAUUCGCUCAGGGUACAAGUGUUUCCUGAUCUAUCGCUCCUAUGAGAAUUUUACCAGUUCCGGAGAAAAAUGCAAAGAAAAGGGCGGUAGAAUGGCCAUGCCAAAAGACCAGCCCCAGAUUGCUACACUAGCACAAUUUGCCCGUCAGCUUUUCCAUCCAGGAAACUGGCCUGUGUGGCUUGGGAUCUCAGAUCAGCGAUCAGAAGGCCUGUAUCUCUUUGAAGAUGGCAUUCGUGUCACUUUCUUCCAGUGGCGGAAGCAUAUCCACUCCAGUCAGCCAGAUGGAGGAAGAAGAGAAAACUGUGUGGCCUUUUCCACUGAUGAUGGGGACUGGUGGGAUAAUGACUGUUCAAGACGAAUGUACUAUGCUUGUGAAUUUGAUGUCUUAUAUUAGUAUAACUAGUCAUUUAGCCCAUUACAAUAACGGGCGCUAGAACAGUAGUGCAUAAACAUUAGUAGGAACAGUCUAUAUUAAAUGGCAAGGGACUCUGACCUCAUUCUUUUUGUUGGUCGUAUUUUUCUUUCUUUCGGCCUUUCUUUUGUUGAUGUUUACUUGCUGAGCUGACCGUUCUUCGUGGGCUGCCACCGUGUAUUGU
Erpetoichthys calabaricus (reedfish) is the source of this 1240-nucleotide messenger RNA. It is a transcript of the gene clec11a, whose product is annotated as C-type lectin domain containing 11A. NCBI's taxonomy places the organism in Eukaryota, Metazoa, Chordata, Cladistia, Polypteriformes, Polypteridae. The record is from RefSeq and is a predicted model, not a curated record. The transcript has 4 exons. The coding region runs from base 64 to 1038 and encodes 324 amino acids.